This is a messenger RNA of Condylura cristata (star-nosed mole), 801 nucleotides long. RefSeq names its product NXPE family member 2. Lineage: Eukaryota; Metazoa; Chordata; Mammalia; Eulipotyphla; Talpidae. The record is from RefSeq and is a predicted model, not a curated record.
AUGCCUGGGAGUGGAUAUGAGGCUACGGAGAAAAUACUCACCCACAGUUUCAUAAGUCCUCUCCCCCUGAAUCAGUGGAAUAUUAUCAGAAAAUCCUUACACACUGAAACACGGCUGGCCCCAGCAGUUCCACCAGCCGAGACCGAGCUGAGAAGAAAGGGGAUCGUGGAGGGACUAGACCGGCUGAUCCCGCCCAGACUGAACACCACCACCAGCACCACACACAGCACAGCCAUCCCUAACCCCUGAGAGUCAAGCUGCAGAGGUGACCACCUGGGUGUCCUGAGGGAGGCGAGGGGCCACCCAGGACGCAGAAAGGUGGGCAGGGACUUCCUGAGGGCCCAAAUGUCGGCCCCUGCCCUCAAGGCCGGCGCCUCGAGAAAGGUGAUGGACUUCCACAACGGCCCCUACCUGGUCAGCUUCACCUUGUUCUGGGUGGGGUCCCUGUCUGUCCUGCUUGUCCACCCCAGCGAAGGGGUGUGGGCGCUCUGAAGGAUACGCAGGGUAGUCUUCAUGGGCUAGUUUGAGAAUGGCACCUCCCAGGUUUUCUCUAAAUGUGGUCUGACCCUCAAGUCAAACUUCGAUCUGUGUCAGUUCCUGCAUCUGCGAGACUAAGACGUCCCCUACUGCGUGAGGCCUCCCCACUUGCCCUGUGAAGCCCUGGCCCACAUGAACACCAGGAAUAGAAACAUUUUCUACCUUAGAAGGGAAGGACAGAGGCUUUUCCACAGGUCCAAUAUUGGGGUUGAAAUGUUGAAGAUGUUUACCUCUGUCAAGGUUUUAUCCUGUGACAUUCUAUAA